Vanderwaltozyma polyspora DSM 70294 is the source of this 2034-nucleotide messenger RNA. RefSeq names its product Fmp40p (gene FMP40). The transcript has a single exon. Bases 1 to 2034 code for a protein of 677 amino acids. The record is from RefSeq and is a predicted model, not a curated record. NCBI's taxonomy places the organism in Eukaryota, Fungi, Ascomycota, Saccharomycetes, Saccharomycetales, Saccharomycetaceae.
AUGAGUGAGAGUAGAUCUAUUCUUCAAGUUUUGAAGGAAGGUGGUAAUUCUAGAUUAAUCAAGAAGCUGACUCCGGAUCAUCUGAUCCCUUCAAUUUCUUCAGCUAUAAGUGCUUAUGAAGGGAAUCAAGAUGUUUCAAAUCUAGAUAAAGAUUCUAAUUUCCAUACUCCAAGAUUGAUCGCUAAGGGUAGUCACUUUGCUUAUACUGCACCAGAAAAGAGACCAUUUUAUAAACCCUUAAUUGUAUCUGACAAUGCAGUACAGGAUAUGGGACUGAAAGUUGAUGAUGAAUUUUAUAAAAUAUUCGAUGGUGAACAAGUUUACUAUACUGAUAAAGUGUUUCCGUACAGUCUGGCAUAUGCAGGAUUUCAAUUUGGGAAUUUUGCCGGACAACUGGGUGAUGGAAGAGUAGUUAAUUUAUUUGACUUAAGAGAUAGAAAUAAUAAAUGGCAAACAUUUCAGUUAAAGGGAAGUGGAUUAACUCCUUUUUCGAGGUUUGCUGAUGGCAAAGCAGUUUUAAGGUCUAGUAUAAGAGAAUUUAUAAUCAGCGAGGCAUUACAUGGCAUAGGUAUACCGUCAACAAGAGCAAUCCAACUUACGUCUCUACCUAAAACAAGAGCGAGAAGAGCAGAAUUCGAGCCAUGUGCAGUGGUAUGUAGGUUUUCACCAUGUUGGAUAAGGUUAGGUAAUUUCGAUCUUUUCAGAUGGAGACCUGAUUUGAAAGGUUUGGUUUCUCUAACUGAUUUCUGUAUUGAUAGCAUCUUUGACAAUGGCAGCAAUUUUCCAAAAGAAUUGGAUAUCAACAUGUUUGACAAGAAUUAUUUUCCAGAUAGUAGAAGUGGAGAAGUUAAAAUUCCUUUCAAUAAAGAUGAAGAGUUGCAUAAAACAAAAUUAGAAGGAUGUACAAAAUAUGAUUUGUUCUUUAGACAUGUCGUUAAUCUAAACGCAGAAUGUGUAGCAUAUUGGCAAUCAUAUGGAUUUGUAAAUGGUGUUCUUAAUACCGAUAAUACUUCAAUUAUGGGAUUGUCUAUGGAUUAUGGUCCAUUCAGUUUUCUUGAUAAGUUUCAACCAGAUUUCACGCCAAAUCACGAUGAUUCGACCAAUAGAUAUAGUUUUAAAAACCAACCAAGUAUAAUAUGGUGGAACUUAGUACAGUUUGCACAAUCUUUGUCUCCUUUGAUUGGAGCUAGUGAGAAACAUCUAGAGUUUGUCAUGAAUAUGAACUAUAACGAUAUGGAUCGGGAACUAGAAAUGGAACUUGUCAAUCGUGCUAAUAAGUUAAUCGAGCUAGCUUAUAAUGAGUAUAGAUUUAGAUUUACCACUAAAUAUGCUGGUAUCAUGAGUAAGCGUCUAGGAAUUGAUCUAUCAAUACCCAAAUCGUUCUAUGAAAUGAAAGAUAUAGAAAGAGCUUCAGAAGUGACAAAAGAAUUUUGUGACACAAUUCUGGAACCAUUAUUAAAUAUUCUGCAAUCUACUCAAAUCGAUUAUAAUAAUUUUUUUGUUAACUUACAAAAUUAUGAAGGUGAAUAUUUUAUUGAUAAACCAAAUGACAAUUUUGAAGGGUUGGAUGAAAAUUAUGUGCAGUUAUUUUUUGAUGAGAAUCAAUUUGAUGUCUUAAAGAACCUUUCUAAUGAUAAUAAAACCACAAGAGAUAGUAUUUGGGAGGAAAAAUUACCCCAGGUUUUUGAACAAUUAAAAGAGUGGACCAUUUCUUAUACUAAAAUUAUACCUAAAUAUAAGGAAAAAUUACGUAUUUCCUCACAAGUUAACCCAUUGUUUACCCCAAGAAACUGGAUUUUUGAUGAGGUAAUUGAUGAUUUUAUGAUGAACCAACGUAACCUCUUGAAUCAAGAAAAAGUUAUAUUAGAUACCUCAUUAUUAAAGAAAUUAUACCUCAUGAGCUCAAAUCCUUACGAUUCGUCGAAGUGGGAUAGUUCACUAAAAAAUGAGAAAGAGAAUGAGUGGUCAAACUUGAGACAUGUACCACCAGAAGAAAAGGAAAAGUUUAUGAGGCAAGGUACUUGCUCAAGUUAA